Molecule: messenger RNA, 1485 nt
Organism: Monodelphis domestica (gray short-tailed opossum)
Lineage: Eukaryota; Metazoa; Chordata; Mammalia; Didelphimorphia; Didelphidae
Gene: UPK3B
Product: uroplakin 3B
Cellular component (GO): membrane
Source: RefSeq, a predicted model, not a curated record
GGUGCCAGAAGCCAGGAAUUUCAAUAAUGCCCGGGGGAGGUGGAAGCUGGAGUUCCUUGGGCCCAGCUAAGGCAGAGGGAGGGGGGAGGAGAGUUCAGCCCACCCUCCCCAGACCCUCUUCCCCUAGUGGAUUUUGAAGCCUGCAGACUCAGAGAGCAGAGUGGGCCUCGAGAGCUUGGAGCAUGGAGUUGUGAGAGAGUCAGAGUAUCGGAGGCUCGGGAAGAAGGCCGAGCCCCGCUUCCGUGGUGGGGCUGGACGGCGUCUCACCUCCUGGCACUGCGCUCCCAAGUGCCCUUUCUCAGAGCCCUCCUGCUGCUCCAGGGGGAGGGCGCUCCAAGUACAGGUUUUUCAGCCUCCCCCCGUCCGGACAACCUGCCAGACCAGCUUGCCCUCAGUCGCCAUUCCUCUCAGUCUCAGGGUGUGUGUGGCUGCGAGCUCUGGGGGGAGAGGACGAGCCGGAUGAGGGCUCCCACCCAUGGACCUCCUGCCCCUCUGAGCUAGACCGAGAGCCAGCCAGGAGCCCAGCCAUCACCCGAGUCCAGAAGCUCUUCGCGGAGGCGAUGGGGGGAGCCUGGGGCGCUCCGUUCUCGCUGCUUCUGCUGCUCAUCAGUUACCGCACCGUGACCAGCCUGGACCAAAUCCCGUACACGCCGCAGAUCUCCGCGCUGGCCCUGGAGGGGAAGGUCACUGCGGCCACGUUCUCUCUGGAGCAGCCCAGAUGCAUCUUCUCAGAGCUCGCCGCCCCGGCUGAUGCUGUCUGGCUGGUGGUCGCCUUCAGCAAUGCCACGGAGGAUUUCCAGAACCCUAAGACUGCCGCAGAGAUCCCCUCCUACACUGAACUGUCCAGCAGCUUUUACUACAUGACCCUGAAGCUGUCUCCUGACCUCUACCCGUGUGAGGAAGAAGACAUCGCCGUCCUCCGUGUGGGCAGUGACACCAACUGCCUCCGAAACCUGAGCCAGGAGUACUGCAACGCUCCCCUCUUGGCCCCUGGUCCUUACAGGGUGAAGUUUCUGGUGAUGGACAACAAUGGCCAGCCCAAGGCAGAGACGCGGUGGUCAGACCCAAUCACUCUCAACCAAGGGAAGGACCCCAGAAGCAUUGAUACUUGGCCGGGCAGGAGAAGUGGCUGCAUGAUCGUCAUCACCUCCAUCCUCUCCACCUUUGCGGGCCUCCUGGUGAUCGCCUUCCUCAUCGCCUCCACCGUCCAGUUCUCCAGCCUCUGGUGGCCCGAGGACCCCUCCCCGCCGGAGCAGCUGCACAUCGGCUCCUUCAUUGGGAAGCGCUACACGACCCACCACAUCCCGCCCAGCGAGGCAGACACGCUGCCCGUGGGCUGGGGAGCCCACCUGCCCCCCGGCCCCUGCCCUGCUCCCAUAGUCUGACCCUCCCCGCUGGGCUAACGCAGAAGCUUCCAGCCUUCGCCCGCCUCCCGCUGCAUUUUGGAACGAAUUAAAGAAGGACUCGGAGAGGGUCCCGAAGGUU